Molecule: messenger RNA, 1653 nt
Organism: Exophiala bonariae
Lineage: Eukaryota; Fungi; Ascomycota; Eurotiomycetes; Chaetothyriales; Herpotrichiellaceae
Exons: 2
Coding region: 1-1653 (550 amino acids)
Biological process (GO): aspartyl-tRNA aminoacylation
Cellular component (GO): cytosol; aminoacyl-tRNA synthetase multienzyme complex; cytoplasm
Molecular function (GO): ATP binding; aspartate-tRNA ligase activity; RNA binding
Source: RefSeq, a predicted model, not a curated record
AUGUCUGAAGCAUCCCUACCCGUUCACGCCAAGGACAAUCCCAAUGUUGCAGCCGAUGGCGCACCCUCCAAGAAUGCCCUGAAAAAGGCUCAAAAGGAAGCCGAAAAGGCGGCCAAGAAAGCUGCUGCAAAGAAGGCCGAUGAAGAGAAGAGAGCAGCACAACAAUCCCAAGCAGCGGAGGAUACUGCCAAAGAUAAUUACGGAACAACGUUACCCCCGGACGUCGAGUUCACCGAGUUGACGAGUCUGAAUGAUGAGCAUAUCGAUAAAGAAGUCACCGUCAGUGUACGCGUACACAAUAGCAGAGGACAAAGUGCCAAACUCGCUUUCCUGAUGUUGAGAGAACAGGGGAAGACAAUCCAGGCUGUCCUAGCUGCCAACGACGACACCGUCUCCAGACAGAUGAUCAAAUGGGCCAUGAGCAUCAAUGUCAACUCCUAUGUCGAAGUGUCCGGUAUUGUCAAAAAGCCCAAUCCUCCAGUCGCAUCGGCAACCGUCAGCGGUCUUGAACUACAUGUCACCAAGAUCUUUUUGGUCUCGCCCGCUUCGGAGGUCAUCCCCAUGCAGGUUAAGGAUGCUGAGAGACCUCCACCAGCCGCCGCGGAGGAAGGCUCCGUUGACGCUGAGGGAGCACCGAUAGUUACGUUGAAGACAAGACUUGACAACCGAGUGAUUGAUCUACAGACCGAAUGCAACCAAGCGAUCUUGACAAUCUCAAGUGGUGUCGAGAAACUGUUUUGCGAAUACAUGUGGAAUAGUGGAUCAAGGAAAAUGAAUACCCCAAAACUCUUGGGUGCCGCGACUGAAGGCGGUUCUGGUGUCUUUGAAGUCAGCAAUUACUUUGGAAAGAGCGCAUACUUGGCCCAGAGUCCUCAGCUAUACAAGCAAAUGUUAAUUGCGGCCGACUGCAAAAGCGUAUUUGAAGUUGGUCCAGUCUUUCGCGCUGAGAACAGCAACUCUCAUCGUCAUUUGACAGAGUUCACCGGCCUUGAUUUUGAGAUGGUCUUCAAACGCCACUAUCACGAGGUGCUCGACUUUGCCGAGAAGCUCAUCGUCUUCAUUGUCAACGAACUCAACACCCGCUACACAGAUGAGAUUGCCGUCAUCAAGAAGUUCUUCCCACGAGCAGGAGAUUUCCGUAUCAAAGACAACAAAGCUCUCCGACUGAAAUACUUCGAUGGCAUCAAAAUAUUACGUGAUGCUGGCGUUGAUACAACAGAACAAGACAACUACGUGACCGAUCUGACGACUGCACAAGAGAAGAAGCUGGGGCAGCUGAUUCGCGAAAAGUACGACACCGAUUUCUACGUUCUUGACGAAUUCCCAAUGGUUGUUCGACCCUUCUAUACCAAACCUCAUCCGACCGAUGCCAACCUCUCGAACUCGUAUGAUUUCUUCAUGCGUGGAGAGGAAAUCAUGUCGGGUGCACAACGUAUCAACGAUGCUGCUGAGUUAGAAGCAUCAAUGAGGGCAAAAGGAGUGGAUCCAGCUUCACCAGGUUUCUCUGACUACGUCGAUGCAUUCAGACAAGGCUGCAAGCCUCAUGCCGGAGGUGGUCUGGGAUUGAACAGAAUUGUUCAAUUCUUCCUUGGCUUGGACAACGUCAGGCAGGCGACACCGUUCCCCCGUGAUCCCCAGAGAUUGCGUCCUUAG